This is a messenger RNA of Aethina tumida (small hive beetle), 1347 nucleotides long. RefSeq names its product G-protein coupled receptor dmsr-1-like. Gene Ontology annotation, cellular component: membrane. The transcript has 2 exons. Gene Ontology annotation, molecular function: G protein-coupled receptor activity. The record is from RefSeq and is a predicted model, not a curated record. Bases 223 to 1197 code for a protein of 324 amino acids. Gene Ontology annotation, biological process: G protein-coupled receptor signaling pathway. Lineage: Eukaryota; Metazoa; Arthropoda; Insecta; Coleoptera; Nitidulidae.
AUGAAAUGGAUGGAUAUAAUCAAAAGUUGCUAGCCAACAAAUGGCUCAAAAAUUGCGCGACAAUUAACAACUGGCGGAGCAUGCGUGAAUUGGGACGUCGCGACGCACAAAUAUUCAGCGUCAAACGCGCGCGAUCUCUCCGACGGGAAGGAUGCGACGUUCCGUAUCGCGGAACACGCAAAACUCACGCACACCACCUGAUACGUUAUCACGUCUCCCAUCAUGAACAACACCACGGUCUACUGCGACUUUCAAAACUUUCACGACGCUUACGAGGAGGUGCACGGCCCGCUCAGCUUCCUCGUCUGCGUCUUCGGCUCCAUCGCCAACAUUCUCAACAUCUGCGUGCUGACGACGAAGGAGAUGAGAUGGCCCACCAAUUUGAUAUUGACCGGACUGGCGAUCGCCGACCUCUUGGUGAUGCUCGAAUACAUACCGUUCACCAUGCACCGCUACUUGGACGGUGACUCGAAGAAGUACGCAUCCCAUUUCACCUACAAGUGGGCGCUGUUCAUGAUUUUCCACGCGUACUUCAGCCUAACGUUCCAUUUCAUCUCGUGUUGCUUGACGGUGAUUUUGGCGAUAUGGAGGUACAUCAUCAUCACCAACCCACACAACAGCAACCAUUACUGCGGCAUGAGACGAACGUUCACCGUCAUCACAUUGUCUUACGUCCUUUGUCCCAUAUUAUCCAUGCCCAUAAUCCUGUCCCUCAAGGUCCUCUCGUACAACCAGACCACCACCUUCAGCGGCCGCAUAAUAGACCGCAUCGACCUCCCGUCGUACCACAACGACCAGAUAACCCACCAACAAAUCUUCUACAUCGACUUCAUCAGCGAGCGGCACCAGCAGGUCAGCCUCUGGUUGUACGGCGUCUUAAUUAAACUGGUCCCCUGCAUCCUUCUCACCCAUCUCUCGCACAAGAUCAUCUCGGUGCUCAUCGAGACGAAACGGAGGCGGAGGCUGCUCCUGAACGGGAGUCUGCCGUUGAAUAAUUUGACGGAGGCACGGUCGGUCUUGAGCAGGAAGUUCCAGAAGGACAGGCAGGCGGACCGCACGUCGGGUAUGUUGGUGGCGGUCCUCCUGCUGUUCCUGCUCACCGAGUUUCCGCAGGCGAUAUUGGGGUUGUUGAGCGCGACGAAGGGCAAGAGGUUCCAGGACGAGUGUUACCUUCGCUUGGGGAACAUAAGCCAGUAACUGACCAUCAAUAAUAGGAUUGGAUUAAAGGACGAUUUAUGACAUCGCAUAUUGAUAUCCGUUUUCAGUGCAGCUUGUUUGUGAGUGCAUUUUUGUGUUUGCUUUACUUAUACCAAAUUCAUAGAGUUUUUCGUAAUGUAAACAUUUCAA